Molecule: messenger RNA, 1203 nt
Organism: Caenorhabditis briggsae
Lineage: Eukaryota; Metazoa; Nematoda; Chromadorea; Rhabditida; Rhabditidae
Exons: 4
Coding region: 1-1203 (400 amino acids)
Biological process (GO): innate immune response
Source: RefSeq, a predicted model, not a curated record
AUGAAGACUCUCGCCUGUCUUUUCAUCCUUCUCGCUACAGUAUACGCCGACGUCUACAAUCCCCAAUCCUAUACGGACCGCCCAUGUGGAGACGACCUAGGUAAUCUCUGGUUAGAUGUGAUUGCCGUGGUCGACAACUCUCAAGGAAUGACAACUGAUGGAUUGAGCUCGGUCGCUGCCAACAUCGCCACUGUCUUCAGUAGUGGCACUCGAAUCGGCACCAACGCCACCGAACCCCGCACCACUCGUGUCGGUCUUGUGACCUAUAACUCUGUGGCCAAAGUGAAUGCAGAUCUGAACACAUUUCAAUCGAUAAACGACGUCUACAAUGGAGUAUUCAAUUAUCUCUCAGCAGUGACAGAUGCCACGGAUUCCUAUUUGGCCACUGGUCUCCAGGCAGCCAACGCUCUCUUCGCUUCUCAAAGUUUCAAUUCAACCAGAAAUCAUUAUAAGAAGGUUGUGAUUGUUUACGCAUCGGAAUACAAAAGUUACGGAGAACUGGACCCAGUUAAAGUGGCCGAUGAGAUGAAGGGAAGUGGAGUCUACAUCGUUACUGUAGCCUACGAUCAAGGAGGAAAUGGGCAGUUGUUGAAGGAUUUGGCUGGAAUUGCCACGCCGGGAUACUCGUUCUCAAAUACUGAUGACUCUGAUAAUGUUAUUGGAGAGAUUCAAGGAGCACUUCUUCAAGCCAACUGUUUCUGCCCAACCGAUUGGGAUCAAUACCGCGUCCAAUUCACCGACAAGAACUCUUAUCACUACGGUCUCUGCCUCCAAUACGUCUCCCUUUCAGCCAAUUGGCUCUCUUCCAAAAUGGCCUGCCACACUCGCUGGAACAAUUCCUAUCUGGCCACCGAAUUCAGUCGGGACAAGCACAAUUUCAUUCUUCAAGUCGUCAAAAGCGACCCAGGAGUCAAACAACCAUACAAAUACAACGUUGGAUUGAGUUGGUUGAGCAGUGCCAACAAUUGGGUCUGGGAACAACCAAUCGGAAUCGAUCAAGUACCCCUUCAAGUCUGGUCUAAUUGGGAUAUGGGGUAUCCGAAGAACGCUGCGAGCACCAGUGGAGUCCUAAAUCUUCAAAGCGGACAGGUUACCUACUGGGAGAAUCAGGGAUUGAUGACUGGAGCAGCCAACUAUGUUUGUGAGACCUACUCCUGCGAUACUGAUAACUAUUGUGAUGCCCAGUUGAAUAAGAAACACUGA